AAUGGUCUACAAUAUUCCUCCCGCCCCGUUGUUCCUGGCCAGACACGUAUAUCGGCGGCUACGUCCAGGUCAACAGGCGGGGGGAGACUCGGCGAGAGAUCAAUGGAAGGUUAUCGUGGCCGGCCAUGGACCAGGCUACCGGCGCUGCUGCUGGCCUGCGCCGCCGCCGCCGCCGUGGGCGAGUGCAGGGUGGUGCACGUGGGAGAGGCGCACCGGCGGAGCAUGCUGGCCAAUGGCCUCGGCGCGACGCCGCCCAUGGGGUGGAAUAGCUGGAAUCACUUCGCCUGCGACGGCAACGGCGAGGUUGUCAUCAGGGAGACCGCCGAUGCGCUUGUGUCCACCGGGCUCGCCGCUGCCGGCUACAAAUACGUCAAUCUUGAUGAUUGCUGGGCAGAACCCGAACGUGAUGCGAAGGGCAAUCUUGCGGCGAACAAGAAGACGUUCCCGCACGGGAUAAAGGCACUCGCAGACUACGUCCACAGCAAGGGGCUCAAGCUCGGCAUCUACUCCGAUGCUGGAUACAAGACAUGCGCCAAGGCUCAGCCUGGGUCCCUCGGCCACGAGGAGCAGGACGCCAAGACCUUUGCCUCCUGGGGAGUCGACUACCUCAAGUACGACAACUGCAACAACGGCGACACGAAGCCGCUGCAGAGGUACCCUGACAUGAGCAAGGCUCUGAUGCAGGCCGGCCGACCCAUCUUCUUCAACCUCUGCGAAUGGGGCGACAUGCACCCGGCGCGGUGGGGCGCGGCCUACGGCAACAGCUGGAGAACCACCAACGACAUUGAGGACACCUGGAACAGCAUGACGUCGAUGGCGGACCAGAACGAGGUGUGGGCCGAGUACGCGCGCCCCGGCGGCUGGAACGACCCGGACAUGCUGGAGGUGGGCAACGGAGGGAUGACCAACGACGAGUACAUCGUGCACUUCAGCAUCUGGGCCAUCUCAAAGGCGCCUCUGAUCAUCGGCUGCGACGUGAGGCACAUGUCGCAGGACACCUACGACAUCCUCGCCAACAAGGAGGUGAUCGCCGUCAACCAAGAUCCUCUCGGCGUACAGGGGAAGAAAGUGAGGAUGGAGGGGAGCAGCGAGAUCUGGGCUGCGCCGCUGACGGGGUACAGGACGGCGGUGCUGCUGCUGAACCGGCACGCCAAGGACGAGGCCCAGAUCACGGCGCACUGGGACGACAUCGGCCUCCCCGCCGGCACGGCCGUCGACGCCAGGGACCUCUGGCUGCACAAGACGCUCGACGCCAAGUUCACGGACAAGAUGAGCUUCAACGUGACGCCGCACGCGGCCAGGAUGUUCGUGCUCACGCCUCUCAAGUCCCAGAUGGACUAAGGAAAAACUACAUGGGUUGAUGCCCGUUCCGAAAUAUACAUUUUUCCCCUGCUACUUCUAUUUUUCCGUAAUAGUUUGGAAGUGGUUUUUAGCAUGUAAUAAUUUUUUUGACAACUUUUAGUGUGUGUAAUAAGUAGUACCAUGCAGCAGGCGCGGUGAGCAAUUUUCAAAUCAUUUUAAAAAAAUUGUGUAAUAAAUUUGAGUGUUUAUAUCUUAAUACUUGUUCAACA
This is a messenger RNA of Triticum urartu, 1571 nucleotides long. Its product is annotated as alpha-galactosidase-like. Gene Ontology annotation, cellular component: plant-type cell wall. Gene Ontology annotation, molecular function: hydrolase activity, hydrolyzing O-glycosyl compounds. Gene Ontology annotation, biological process: carbohydrate metabolic process. The record is from RefSeq and is a predicted model, not a curated record. Lineage: Eukaryota; Viridiplantae; Streptophyta; Magnoliopsida; Poales; Poaceae.